CCGCACACUCGUCUUGUACGCCGUACCGGAACGAUAUCACUUGAUAGUUGUUAUUGACCACCGAACCGACCGUCUCCGCCGCCAUGUUGUCGUUCAACGAGAAGUUGGUCCUGUUGCUGGUGUUCACGUCGGCCGCCAUGGUGUCGUGCCAGGUGCCCGGAUUCGGCGGAUGUCCCGACUUCGACUCGCAGCCCGACUUCGACAUGAACAGAGUAAGCAUUCGGUUCGUCGACGCGGCGAUGCGCCAAGUGUGCCGCGGCCGUACGCAACGAGGCAAUAGACAAUAAGACAGGCCGUGUUCGUAGUUUGUCGGUUUUUUCUCCGAGAGGGUCGGGUACAGUCAUUUUCGAAGCGAGGCGUUUUAUCUAUACGAAUGAUAAAUCGCCUCGGUUUUCCGCCCCUCCGGGAACGUCGCUUCAUUUACAAUUGUUACGGGAAUGACCUAUCCAUUUCUUUAUUAUCUACGGCCGGGGCCCGCGAGCUUAAAAUUGAAUUUACCCGUUUCGGGCCGACCCGCGGAACAUGAAAAAUCGUCAUCGAAUAACCAAUAAUAAAUCAAACCGACCGGCAACCGCUAACCGUGAUAUUACCCGCCAACGUCUCGGGGUCUAUCGUAUGAUAAUGAUAAUAUCAAGUUGUUUUUUUUUUUUUUUGAAAGUUUCAGCGAUAUUAUAAUUUGUUGUAAACAUUUUUUCAAAACAAUUUCUUUUUUACGGUCGCCUAUCUAUACGUUGAUACAUAUGUAAUAAUGUUUUCGUGAAACAUAUUUCUGAUGAAUCGAUAUUUCGCAUUCGUCGCGUUCUUUUUUAUGGGAGAGGGAUACAGGCAAUAACGCAAUAACGGCUCAUUUUUUUUUUUUUUCACGGCACACGCAGCAAAAAGAAUCCCGCGCACGCCCGCAUGUUCGAUUUACUGCACCGGCGUCCGAGCGUGUAGUUUCUCGCGUUUCAACGAUAUACCGCCUGUAAAUUCCGUUUUCGGGCCCCCGGAAACGUCUCUCUAGAACAAUGUAAUAUUAACAAUAAUAUUAUUGCACAGGCGUAGUCGGCUACCAGAGCGCGUCUCGGCCGCGAAAGAGAUUUUAAUUGAAUAUAUAUUAUAAACGCCCGGGUCCAUUGUCGGCGUCGCCGCCGUAAUAAAAUUAUUGUUAUUGCUACUUGCAGUUUUCGGUCUGCGGGUGUUCCCGUUCAAUACGCGAGGUCCCGCGGGGGUUUUUAUUUUUGUUUUUUUAUUUUCCAAUCGUUUCUCUUGGCGCAUAUUAUAUUAUUGUUAUUAACGUAUUGUCGUUUGUCGCCGGACCGUUAAGUAUUAUCGAUCGUUUUUUUUCCGAGCCCGCGGUCAUCGGUCGGAUAUCGAACCUUCAACGUUUUGGCGGAAACAGAAAGUCAACGAUCCGAACGCGGAAACGACCGACGCACCCGAAUCCUGUAAACGUUUCCCCGUACCCGCCGUAUGAUCGAUCCCUUAAUACUAACACUGCGUAUUGUUGGUUUUUAUUUUAGGCACUGUUUUGCCGACACGUUAAACAAUAACCCAUACGAAAUUUCCGCGUAAAACUGCGCGAUCGCAAUGGGGGUGGGGGUGGGGGGUUUCAAACAACAUUUGUCAACGCGAAAAAUAUUAAUAACGAGUUUUACCGGUAUUGCGUUCAAAUCGUUACGCCCGAAACAAUAUUUCGCGCCAUUCGGAGUGUCGAGUAUCGACGGCGGCCUGCACACAUCAACGGCAAUACCGUUAGAACAACAUUAUUAUUUUACCCGAGAAUUUCGUAAAGCGUAAAUACUACUGCUACCUUAAACCGAACCGCGCAGCGCAACAAUACAAUACGCUAACUAAUACCGCCGGAUCAAACGCGAAUAUAGUAAUCACCGUGUGCGGUAUCUGUGUUGCAGUAUUUGGGAACGUGGUACGAAGCCGAACACUACGUGAACAUUUUCGAAAUCGGAACUCGUUGCGUGAAAACAAACUACACGAAAGCUGUCGACGGCAGAUUCCUGGUUUCCAACGAAAUCAUGAACAGAUUGUACGUGAACCAUUGAAUAGUUAUAUCCAUACGCACUGUAUAUUAUACUAUUGUGAAUCCGAAAUCCGUUGGAUAUUUACCGUUUCAUAUAAUAAUUCCGUAUAAAUCAUGUGUAUGUUAUAGCACCGGAGUGAAACGCGUUUUGGACGGUGAAAUCAGACUGAUCGUCAAAGGAGCCGAAUCCAAAAUGAACGUCAAGUACUCGACACUGCCCGGUAAUUUAUAUGUUUUAUAUUUACUCCGUGUAUUUGUAUACGGUUUAUAAGCAUGUAAGUAUAUAGUUUAAUACAUAUGCGUGUAUUGAAAAUUCGUAUACCCCCCUCGUUCAUAGCAAUUCAAUUAUUUUUCGGCGAUUUAUCGGCCAACGGUUAAAACAAAUAUUAUAGUAAACUGAAAUAUAAAAAAAAAAAAAAAAAAAAUGUCCGCUAAAGCCAACGAGAUCACAUUGAAAACAUAAAAAUUACGUUUUAUUUUCUCGACCGUCUGUAGCGUAGAAUACAUUCAUAUCUUCUAACUUUGAGAAGUCUGCGAAAUUCUCCUUAACGCAAUUUUCCCGGCGAAUUCGUUGUUUUCAAACAGCGGUAUUUCGCCUAUUGGGAUUUCAAGUACCGUUUUUGUGAUUUUUGGUGUUGUUUCAUCCGUGCAUGAAGCAGUGCAGUGCACUCUACCUGUUUUCUCUUUAUCUCGCGCCCAAUAAUAUCUAUUAAGCAUACAGUUCCUCGUCUAAUUCCACGUUAUGUCUAUAUUAUAACAAGAUUCGUGUGUUUUUCAGUGCCGUACACCACCGAACAAAUGAUUUUGGAAACCGACUACGAUUCGUUCGCCGUCGUAUGGUCGUGCUCGUCUUUGGGAGUCGCCAACACCCGUGAGUAUAAACAGAGUACACUUGCCGCAGUCGUUGUUAAUUUUAUCAAAAAUGCUUAAUAAAUGUAUUUCUUGUUUUGCGCAGAGAACGCAUGGAUUUUGACCCGUGAAAAGUUGGCUCCGGGCACAGUCAUGCAAAAGGCCUACGGAGUGUUGGACAAAUACAAGUUGAGCAAAACUUUCUUCGUCAAGACCGACCAGAACAGCUGUGCCAUCGCCGAAGCUGCACCCAACGAGACCAGCGAGAACAACACGUGGAGGAGGAGAAGAAGCUUAGGAGCUUGAAAACCCAUCGCAGUCCAUUGUCAAAACGGACAAACUCCCAUAUAAUUUAUCGAUAUUAAGAAUUAUUAUUUAUUAUUUAUUCAUAAUUUAUUCUAUUACACGAGAAAACAAAUAUAAUAUAACGUAAUUUAUUUUUA
Messenger RNA from Cinara cedri, 3309 nucleotides. Lineage: Eukaryota; Metazoa; Arthropoda; Insecta; Hemiptera; Aphididae. The record is from the annotation of a GenBank genome assembly.